CGCAUCGGUAAACACGAUACUCAUCUCCUAGGAGGAGGGCGGUGGGAAUACAGGGAUCGAGCCAAGUUUCAGUGAGUACCAAUACAUCGUAUUCCGUCUCAAGAACCGACAAACGGAACUCAUCGGCUUUAGAACGCAGGCCACGCACAUUCUGAUAGUACACAGUGAUACAAGCCGCUCGAUCAGUGGGUGCUUGUUGCAUAGUGUUAGUAGGCGCUGUGGUGUUGCAAUUGAGCGAGCUUAUCGUAGAAGGUGAGUGUAUUGUGUUUGUUGUCGAAGGAUUUGCUCGAGCCGUAUGCGCAAAAUAUGGGUGCGCUGCUGUAGUGCGGUUACUUCGGAAAAAAUUGAACCAGUGUAGUUUGAAGUGUUUUUGAACGUGACGUGGACGGAAGAGUGGGUGAAGGGAGAGUGCAGUUCAUAUCGGUUGGUGAUUGUUCGGUUUGUGUUCGUGCGGGUUCAUGGAUAUGUGCAGUGCAUCUGGGAGCAAUUGAUUGCUAUGUUGCAAGGAUGCCGAAUGGGCCGUGGCGAUUCCGGCAAAGCCAUCCCGAAUCUCCUGUAUUACCGGUGGGACCAAGCUAGCCUUCAUGGCAUCAACAGCAGCUGUGAGGGCUGCCUGAAACCCAACCUGCAUACCCAUGCCCUUGAUCGCCUUGCUACGCGGAUUCCCGAUGGCGUUAGUACACCCAAUGCAACUCCAGUGCAGGGAAGCCAUUCGUUUCACUUCGUCGAUGACCGAUAUAGGCACCUUAGUGCACGCCAGAUGAUGCCGCUGCAGAUGAACGUCGAAGGGGCCACAAAUAAAAGCCAAAUAUAUCGCGAACACGGUGGUUUUCGUCAGGAACACGAUGGCAGGGUCACGAGACUACACUCAUGGACACACUAAAACUUGUGUUGAUUAUAGCAAAACCAGAUUACACCAAUAAAAUAGCGGAUAAAUGCAGAGCGAUAGCAGUAGACACGCUAU
Messenger RNA from Anopheles arabiensis, 964 nucleotides. RefSeq lists its product as uncharacterized. The record is from RefSeq and is a predicted model, not a curated record. The coding region runs from base 497 to 883 and encodes 128 amino acids. The transcript has 3 exons. Lineage: Eukaryota; Metazoa; Arthropoda; Insecta; Diptera; Culicidae.